Messenger RNA from Cutaneotrichosporon oleaginosum, 978 nucleotides. RefSeq lists its product as uncharacterized. Gene Ontology annotation, cellular component: GET complex. Gene Ontology annotation, molecular function: ATP hydrolysis activity; ATP binding. Lineage: Eukaryota; Fungi; Basidiomycota; Tremellomycetes; Trichosporonales; Trichosporonaceae. The record is from RefSeq and is a predicted model, not a curated record. Gene Ontology annotation, biological process: post-translational protein targeting to endoplasmic reticulum membrane.
AUGGACAUCCUGGGACCCCUCGACCCCACCCUCCAGAAUAUCCUCGACCAGAAGAGUCUCAAGUGGAUCUUCUGCGGUGGAAAGGGUGGUGUUGGCAAGACCACAACGUCGUGUUCUCUCGCCGCGCAGCUGGCGCGUGUCCGCGAGUCGGUUCUUCUCAUCUCCACUGACCCUGCACACAACUUGUCCGACGCCUUCUCCCAGAAGUUUGGCAAGGAUGCCACCAAGGUCAACGGCUUCGACAACCUGUACGCGAUGGAGAUUGACCCCAACUCGAGCUUGCAAGAGAUGGUCGAGUCCGCGGACCAGUCUGGUGGCAUGGGCAGCAUGAUGCAGGACGUCGCCUUUGCGAUCCCCGGUGUAGACGAAGCGAUGGGCUUCGCCGAGAUCAUGAAGCACGUCAAGUCGAUGGAGUUCUCGGUGAUUGUGUUCGACACCGCGCCGACGGGUCACACGCUGCGCUUCCUCUCGUUCCCUUCGGUGUUGGAGAAGGCUCUUGGCAAGCUGAGCCAGCUCAGCGGCCGCUUUGGGCCGAUGCUUCAGCAGGUGCAGUCCAUGCUCGGCGGCGGUGUGCCGCAGGAAGACAUGUUCGCCAAGCUUGAACAGAUGCGCGAGGUCAUCACCGAGGUCAACACGCAGUUCAAGGACCCCGAACUGACGACCUUUGUUUGCGUGUGCAUCUCCGAGUUCCUCUCGCUCUACGAGACCGAGCGCCUCAUCCAGGAGCUCACAAAGUACGAGAUUGACACCCACAACAUCGUUGUCAACCAGCUUCUGUUCCCAAAGAAGACCGACCAGUGCGAGCAGUGCAGUGUGCGGUACAAGAUGCAGCAGAAGUAUCUGCGCGAGGCGUACGACCUCUACGAGGACACAUUCCACAUCGUCAAGCUUCCGCUCCUGACCGAGGAGGUCCGCGGAACGGACAAGAUCAAGAAGUUCUCCGAGAUGCUGGUCAAGCCGUACGAGCCGGCCGAGUAG